AUGUCUGCUGCUCUCGCUUAUCUUCAUGAAAAUGUUGCUGGCAAAGUAAAUUAUUCUGCCACCGCUCGAAAAUUUAAUGUCAAGAUGGACACUCUGCGAAAUCGCUUUCUGGGAAAGCAUAAAUCUGCAUUAGUUGCCCACCAGCAGCAACGAAUACUCACGACAUUCCAAGAAGAUGUCCUGGUCGACUGGAUGUGUUACCAAGCUGAAGAAGGACGGCCAUGGGGACGAGAGAAAAUCAAAUUGAAGGUCGACAUGCUCACCGGCAAGAAACCCUCAGACCAUUGGGUCAAGGCAUUCAUGUCUCGACACAAAGACGCAGUGAAGUUCUGUGGCACAUCCGGCUUGGACCCCAAGCGUGCUCAGGCAUUUAACCCCACAAAUAUUGCGGACCACUUCAAGCAGUUGGGUGAUGCCAUCUCCAAGUAUAAGUACCGCAUUAUUUUCAAUUUUGAUGAAACCGGAAUGCAGCGAGGAGGCGGGCGAAAGAGGACGGGGAAGAAACACUUCAUUGGUCGGCAUUCCCGUGCACGGUAUCGAAAACGAGAUGCGAAUCUAGAGCUAGUUACCAUUGUUGAAUGUGCCUGCAACGAUGGCACAAUGCUUGACCCAGGAUUCAUAUUUCAGGGGAAAACUUGGGAUGAAGACUGGUUUAGCAAGCACAAAGGAAUCUCUGUCGGCCUCACGCAAAAUGGCUGGACAGAUAACUUUCAAUGUCAUCAGUGGUUUCGUGAUGUACUCAUUCCACAAGCUCGCGCCAAAGCAUUAGAUGAAGAUGAAGCAAUUCUAGCCACAUUUGAUGGACAUGGUUCCCAUCUUACAGACGAGCUGGUAGAAGAGGCUUUGAAAUCCAAUAUUCAUCUUCACGUGUUGCCGUCACAUACCUCAAAUAAGACUCAGCCACUCGACGUUGGUGUCUUUGGCCCUUUGCAGAAGAAGUGGAUAGACCGCAUGGAGCAGAUUGUUGAGGAAACGGGAGAGGGCCUUCCAAAGCACGAGUUUGUGAAUGAGUACAUGGCAGUUCGGGAACAAGCAAUCACACCGGAGAUCAUCAAGGCGGCAUUCAGGAAGACAGGAAUUUGGCCAAUUAACCCAGACGUCUUUGCUGCGGAUGAAUUUUCGCCAAGCCACACGACAUCGACACAAGCGCACAUGCCACCAUCAUUCCCGCCUCCCAAUCCAGACUUAAUUUCAACUGCACCAACCUCAUUAUCGCCGUCAGAAAUCUCACACUCCAUGGACUCGGAUUUUGUCGCACCUUCUAAUGCAAUGCAGAUUGAUCCACAACUUCUGGACGAGAGUCAGAUCACAUGGUGGAACGAUCCCGAUGAUGCUGAACCCAUCGCACGUUCGUCUCAAGAUGUAUGUCCUACUGAAAGCCAGGCUCACCAACCACCUACACCUGCCUCGCCCACGCUACCUUCAUUGCGAUCGCAUAAGUCACACUUGACAGGACCGAAGGCUCCUCAGUUUUCACGCACACUUGUACACAAACAAUGGUCCACUGCCAGGCGGCACAAAGUUCUUCAAGCUGACCUUCAGCGCCUCGAAGCUUUGUAUCUCGCUGAAUUUCAAAAGCGGCAGGAACUCGAGGUUCAUUGCGAACUCUCUCGGCAAGAGAACGAGAAGCUGAAAGUGCAGCUCAACAGACGUGUUGAAAAGGCAGACGGACGCAAGGGCAAGCAGAUGCAAUCUGGUGGUGGUGUUUUCCUCAUGUCCGAGGAUGCUCUGAAGUUGUUUGAAGAGAGGAAGCGCGAGAAGGCGGAGAAAGAAGAAGCAGAGCAACUUAAGCAGGUUGAGAAGGAACGCGAAGAAACGGCUUUAGCUGAUCGGCGCGCACAGCUUGCUGUGAAUCUUGAUGUACGGUUUAGCGGGCGGCUUACCUCGAAGAAGAAACAAGACCUGCAAGAUAUUGCUUUCGUUCUCGCUCUGUCUACCUCUGGCACAAAAGCGGAGCUUAUCGCUACCAUUGUUAAUCACCUCAGCCGGUCUGCGUACUUGCAAUCAGACGCCCGAUUUUCAAAACUUUUUAUUCCGCAAAAUCUCAGGGACUCAGACACGGCGCGCGAUAGUCAACAACAGGCAACUAUCGAGGAAGAAAAUCUGCCGCCAUCACGACCCGUUGCAUCAACGUCUUCUCACACGCUUGACGACAAUGAACGUGAUCCUCCACUUGCGCUCGGCGCACAUCCUCUUCUGCAUUCGGCAAGCCGUCUCCCACUCGCAUCUGCAAUUAAUACACCUUAUCACGAACGUCCUCACCUCGAAUCAUUUCAAGCUCAACAUGAUCCCUUUUAUUAUCCACCUUAUUAUCACUCACCAGCGCAAUUACCUGGACUGUGA
Molecule: messenger RNA, 2343 nt
Organism: Suillus clintonianus
Lineage: Eukaryota; Fungi; Basidiomycota; Agaricomycetes; Boletales; Suillaceae
Product: DDE superfamily endonuclease-domain-containing protein
Exons: 3
Coding region: 1-2343 (780 amino acids)
Cellular component (GO): nucleus
Molecular function (GO): DNA binding
Source: RefSeq, a predicted model, not a curated record